This is a messenger RNA of Clarias gariepinus (North African catfish), 1593 nucleotides long. RefSeq lists its product as uncharacterized. The coding region runs from base 105 to 566 and encodes 153 amino acids. The record is from RefSeq and is a predicted model, not a curated record. The transcript is spliced from 2 exons. NCBI's taxonomy places the organism in Eukaryota, Metazoa, Chordata, Actinopteri, Siluriformes, Clariidae.
UGCACACUUGCUGCUCAUCAGCGACAGGUUCUCAGUGUUUUAUUGAGUACUCCAGAAAGAGCACUAAAGAAAAGAAAAGAAAAAACAACCACCACUACGAAUGUAUGACACUGGAGCGACGAUGUGUGUGUGUGAAAGUAGUCAGUCCCCUGAGGAAGGGUAUUAGUGAAACCAGGGCAUCGUCUCUCUCACACACACUUUCAUUCACUCCCCUGGAUGCCACGAUGAACUCAGAGACUCAGUAUGAGGACUCGGUGUCUAUUAUGGUGCUGGAGAACAUUAAAAACAGGCUUCGCCAUGCCUUCAGGACGACGGCCGAGCCGCGAGCGUCUGCCGAGGACGACGAUGAAGCCAUGAGUGCCGGCAGGAGUUUCCAAGCUAAUGAGGAACUACGCAGAGCCAAGAUCGACGGGGCAAUCACCUGGUUACGGUCCGAACUGCUGGAGAUGCGCUCGCAGGACCGGCAGCUGGCUCAGACCCUGCUCGGACUUAACAAUGAAAUCCAGAGACUGAGGCGGGAAAGUGGUCCUCUCUUAUUAGACUCCAAUCACACGGAAAAGCACUGAGAUCAGCACGAAUAACACGAAACCAUCUGUUACUUAUGAGGUCUCGGCCUGGAGAUGGGAGAAGUUACUGCUCAAGAUGUGCAUUUACCUUAAAUAUGAUGUUCACUUUGUGAGUGUGUGAGUGUGUGUGUGUGUGUGUGUGUGUGUGUGUACUGUUAUACAUGUUAGCAGGUAGUAUGCAGGACAAUAGUUUUAGAUAUUAUAUCCAGAGAAUAUCUUUGAAAUCUUUAUUGUUGAAUAAAACAAAUGAUCCCCAAAAAAAUAAAUAAAUAAAAGAGAUUUGAUCACAUGACACGUCCUUAAUGAAUGCUUUCGUCAAAAUACAUAUUCACACAAACAAAAAAUACAAUAUCAUUGAUUUUAAAAACUCACUAUGAUUAUCAUAACUCUAUAGAUGUACAUUCUUUGUUCUUUUUCUUCUAUGUUGUUUUAUAAGUUUGUUCUUGUCUUGCAUGCUUAUGCAGUUUUAUUCACAUAAAAUUUCAAGCACACAGUGAUGUGUAGAUUCUUAUAACUUUAUAUCCUGUAUAUAUGUGCAGUGUUUGAGUUCAACUUUCCCAAAGUCACUGAAAGCAGAUUUGUCACCUUUAAAAAAAAAUGUUCAUUUAAUUUUUUAUCACCUUCAGCGGAAAUACAAACCUUGGAAAGUCAGGUUUUAAUUAAAUAUAUCUGAAUUUUAGUAUACAGUAAAAACAUACUUUUGUCAUAAUAACAGAAUAAAGGCUGACAGGUGAAGGCCACCGUGGUUCAGUUUUAUGUGACAUGAAGUUCCACGCCAUGAAGUCAAACUUUUACUGUUAAACAGUAGUGAGUAAAACAUACUGCAUGUGUGUUAAAACACAGGUGCGCGCGCGCACACACACACACACACACACACACACAAACAAACACGUAAUGUUAUGUUUAAACAGUGUAUAUAUUCUAAAACAAAGAAGGAUUCAAAAUUCUAAUUAAUUAAGCAUUUUCACAUAUUUGGGAAACUAACCCCAUUAACUGCUUUAUACAAAACAAAAAAAAAAAUCCAUAA